CGUUCGAGAACGCGUGUCGUCCAAGAUGGCUACCGCCGGCAACGCGUCGUCGGCCGGCGGCGAGUCGACUGCCGCUGAUAGUAAUAACGUUCCUCAAUGGAAAAGAGAUCUGAUAUUACGACGAAGACAACAAAAUAAAGUUGUUUUAUCAAGUAGCAACGGAACAAACGUAAAACUCUUAUCAACGGAAGGCGUUGAUGUCGCGGCGAUAGCAGUUUGUCGUCAAGAACAACGUCAGGAUAAUAAUAAUACAUCAUUGACAACGACAACGACGACGACGACGACAACUUCAACGACAACGAUGACAACAAUGACGAUGAGAAUGAAGACGGUAACAACUACUACUACUACUACCACACAAACAACUACCACUACUACUACUACAACUACUACUACAACAACACGUGAGGAAGAAAAGUUCGGUGGUGGUGGUGGUGGUGGUGGUGGUAUGAACGAAACUGGUACUAUUAUUUUUACCGAUACUAGUGGUGUUAGUAGUAGUGGUGGUACUGGAAGCGGUGGAAUGGGGCCCCUCCCUAUCCCCACUAUCCCCACUACGAUAGGUCCACUAGUUGUCAGAGAGCUCGCUAGUGGCGCUAUCCUUUUCCAUAGCAGUAAUAACUGCGAAAAUGACUCAGUGGCGCGCAACAUGCGUCUCGAGGCGGAUCUUUCACUUUGCUCCGAUUCGGAGGAUGUAAACGGUGGUGGUGCUAGUGGUGGUGCUAGUAGUGGUGGUGGUGGUGGUGCUAGUGGUGGUUCGAUUAAAUCCACGGAUAUGGAACGAAAAAUGGAGCAUGUCGAAGACGAUUAUGAGAGCGAUGAUAAUAUCCUUGGUACGAAGAGGACACGAGACGUCGGUAAUAAUUUAUUUGAAGAAUUUCGUGGUAAUAUUACGAGCACGGUCAGAGCUGCCACCACCACUGUUGGAAUAAAAACGAACGAGGCUGACGCCGAAAGCGAUAGCUCCGAGGAAUUGCAAUACGGUCCUGGCAUCGUGAAUAAACUUAAAAGCAAAUAUCUUAACCUUGCACUUAGGGAAACAAACAAAAGUCGAGCAACGGUGCAACGUUUUCGACGUGCUGCUAGUUUGGAAGAUUUACUCGAUCGUGAGGAAGAAUCGACUAACGAGAAAAAUUCAGCUGCGACUAUUGUCGUUUCCGAUAGAAAGUACGCUAAGAGAAACGUUGCCGGUCAAAUGAGCAAGACCGGUGGUGAUAGAUAUCGAAAUGCCAAUCGUGGCAAUGAAACGAUGAAACGAGCCAGAAGUGUAGAAACUCUCGUUAGGUAUAAUGCUAAUUCUACCUCGAUCGAUGAUACCAAUCUCAAGAAGACAAGCAUUAACACGAGGAUCGUGUCAAGGCAGCAGGAUCCCAUUAACGAUCACAUUGUUCUCGUCGAUAGGAGCUCCGUUAAAAUAGAAAGUCGACUGAGCGAUAUAGAUCGACCCAAGGCAACAAACAAACCGAAAAGAAUCAAGCCAGUUUUGGCAGAAACUGAACGGCCUCCACCCGAUCUAGUCAAGACGACAAUGCGCAUAUUCGAAGGAUCAGCGAAAAAGUUGAAGCCUAAAGGAGACGUUGCUGCUAAGGUAGCAACGUUUAAAACGAUCAACGAUACUUUUAAAGCGCAAAAUCAAAAAAAGGUACUACCUAAACCACCGUUACAGCCUAAACCUUUUGCUAAUGGUAAUACUAGGACAAAUACAACUAAUUCAUCGUCACCGAAGAAAAUUAUUUUACCUCAAAAACCAACGGCUGAACUAAUAGAGAAAGAUGAGGAGUUUCAUUUCGAUGGUGUUAUCACCGAUCCCAUAGUACAAUCAGUUUCUUCUGUAGUUAGCAAGUUUCAGAAGAUUGAAAAGUCACAUUCACCGUCACCCUCACCUGAACCAACUUUCAACAAGCUUAGGUUUUCUCCAGCACCAAGUCCAGAACCUCAAAAUAGGUCAAAAGUUAAUGCUCUUGAGAUAGGAAUUAAAUCUCCUCCUUUGACACCUUUAUUGUCACCAAGGAUCUCUUCUCCAGCUGUUCAGAGUCCAUCAUCACCUAUCAAAGAUGCCAAUAUUCCUCUGCUUCAGAGUUCCAGUCCGAUUCGUAAGUCCAGUCCGAUUAAAGAUAAUUUAGAAACUAAUAAAGUUAUUCAAACACGUACUCGACAGACUGAAAAAGAAAUCAUCUUAUCAACAAGACAAAGGUUGCCAACUCCUAAAACUUCGUCAAUUUCAAAAGAUCUUUCUAUUGAAGAAUUGGGAUUAGAACCAGAAAUAGUAGAAGAAGUAAAAGGUCAAGAAGAAAAAGAAAAAGAAGAAGAAGAAGAAGAACCAACACCAAAAGUCGAAAUAGAAGAAGAAGAAGAAGAAGAAGAAAAUGAGGAUGAGGUGGAGGUAGAGGAGAAAAAAAUAGAAAAAGGCAAAGAUGUGGAAGAUGGGCCAAAAACAAUAUCUUCCUCAGCUUUAGACAAUAUUAGCAAAGCUGGUACAACCAUGCAUUUUAGGUUCAAGGAUGAAACUAACAACAGGGAGAAAAAUUAUUUACCAGGUGUUAAACAAAAUGGGAAUAGAAAAAUAGAAGAAAAAUCAACGAGCGUAUUAAAGGCUAAUACCUGUGAUAUCAAAACAAAUGAAACCUUUGCUGGAACUGUACGGGAUCAGGAAAUAGGUUCGAGACUUUUUCGUGAAAAAUUCACUGUAGAUAAAGAUGAAAAGAAAAAGAAUGAUGGAAAUGAUGAAAUUGAGGAAAAGAAGGCUGACAACAAACCUCCAAAGUCUGCUAGCUUAAUCAGUUCAACAACAACGUCCUAUUCUCAGGGUAAUGAAUCUAAAACGAUAAGGUAUCAGAAAAGUGAAUCAUCCCCACCUCAAAAACAAAUUGGUAUUAUAAGACCACUUGUGUCAACUAAAACUCAGCUUCCUCAACAGAAUCUAAGCAAUCGAGAGUUAGAGAAAAAUCUAAUAAAUCGUGUUAAGAGUAUAGAACAACCAACAAAAGUUGUAGUUAGUUUGAAGAGUGCUGAUGAGAUACAACCAACAAAAAAAUCAACAACUCCCACUGUUGGUAGUGGUAUUAGUACUGGAACUGGGACUGGGACUGGGACUGUUGGUAGUGGUGGUGGUGGUGGGGGAGGUCUUUGGGAUGCCAAGCCAUGGAAUCAGCAGAACAACACAAUGGUCUUCAAUUUUAGCAACAGGAAAGACGUUCCUGAUUACAUAGAGAACGAUGGCCUUAUUAUCAAAAGGAAACGUGAGAAGUCAAAGGUUGGAGACGGUAGUAUUAUAGUUCUCGACGCUACUUUGGAUGCUUCGACGACUGACGAUUCUGAAUGGGAACUUUCGGGUGGACCACCAUCCCCUUGCGAUGUUUCCUUUCUCAAUGAUAAUAUUCUUAUCAAUGGUCGUAGCAAUCUAUCAAGAACGCCGAGAAAUCACAAGCAUCGAAUACAAUUCGACGAUAUGGCAACACGCACUUUUGAAUAUCCAAGCGAGGCUUCCAUGUUGGAAGGUGAGAGCAACAUUAUAGAUAACGAAAGCUCUACUUCCGGUGAGCAAUCUACGCAGAUCGCCAAUAAAACGUCAACGGCCAGUUCAACGACGAGCAUCCCGUCGCUUCUUGGAGGCGGUGGUUUAGCGAGUUAUACACCAAGCAAAGUGGAUUUGGCAUCUGAGGGUUUCGAGUUAGGUAUCACCAGAGCUACAUUAACAACGGGUACAAAUUUGACUACUAACAAUGCCAAUGGUAAUGAUCAACAACAACAACAAGGACAAAACACAAGCAGUGAGGUUGACUACUUGAAACCUGCUCAAGAUGGCAAUGCGUGGGGUUCAGAAACGACCGGUGAUCUUCUCUAUUGAAUAUUCUCCAUGAACCAAUGAAGAAAAAGAAAGUAACAUAGAAGAAAGAAUAAAGAAGUAAUUAAAUCAUUUUU
Polistes dominula (European paper wasp) is the source of this 3921-nucleotide messenger RNA. RefSeq names its product protein phosphatase 1-binding protein bifocal (gene bif). NCBI's taxonomy places the organism in Eukaryota, Metazoa, Arthropoda, Insecta, Hymenoptera, Vespidae. Gene Ontology annotation, biological process: chemotaxis; neuronal signal transduction. Gene Ontology annotation, cellular component: rough endoplasmic reticulum membrane; nuclear membrane. Gene Ontology annotation, molecular function: microtubule binding. The record is from RefSeq and is a predicted model, not a curated record.